Messenger RNA from Trichomonas vaginalis G3, 345 nucleotides. RefSeq lists its product as uncharacterized. NCBI's taxonomy places the organism in Eukaryota, Parabasalia, Trichomonadida, Trichomonadidae. The record is from RefSeq and is a predicted model, not a curated record. The transcript has a single exon. The coding region runs from base 1 to 345 and encodes 114 amino acids.
AUGACUGACGUUCCUCUUCCUGAAUGCCUUCCAAAGCCAGAAGAACCGAAAGCUGCAGAACCACAACAGUCUUCUCAGCAACCUCAGUUCCAGCAAGUACCUCCGAAUUACUACCAAUUUCCACCUCAAGGUUACUACCCACCACAAGGCUUCCCGAACUACCCUCCUCAGCCUAUGCCUUACUUCCCCAACCCUUGGAUGUUUAUGCAAAACCCUGCCCCACAAUUCCAAUUCCAAUCUCAAUCGAAGAGAGACCAAGACUUCGAAGAAGGUCUGAACCGCUUACGCAAAGAGUAUGUUACAGCUCCAAUUGAGAGAAAGUUGUUCCCGGACCAAAAAAUAUAA